CCCUCGAUGUAAACCCUCCCUCUCAUUUUGCCAUUUCCCCGACUGCGCGAAGUUUCAUGCUCUAUCGCUUCUCGAGGAGCGUCUCUGAGCGGCGAUCCUUCGUUCCUUCAUCGAUUCUCCUUCAAUCUCUCUCCUUUUCUUCGUUUAUUUCAGCUCCGGCGAUGGGGGAAAGCGGCGGCGCCGGGAGUGAUGCUUCGACGGCCAAGGGGAAGACCAAGGUGGCGGCGGCGGCCAAGAGUAAGUCCGUGAAGGACGAGGCGUACCUCCAGGCCGUCAUUCAGAAGCGAAUCGGUCUCUUUGAAUCUAUCCAGUCUGCGCAGCUCGCCAAGCGCCAGAGCAUUGGUGGAGAUCCUAUUAAGGUAACAUUGCCAGAUGGCACUGUCAAGGAGGGGAAGAAGUGGAUAUCAUCACCUAUGGACAUUGCAAAGGAGAUCUCUAGUGGUUUGGCUGCAAGUGUCUUGAUAGCUCAAGUAAAUGGAAUUCUUUGGGACAUGUCAAGACCACUUGAAGAAGACUGCACCCUGAAACUGUUUAAGUUCGACAGCAAUGAAGGGCGUGAUACCUUUUGGCAUUCCAGUGCUCACAUCCUGGGGCAGUCGCUUGAGAUGGAGUAUGGAUGCAAGCUGUGCAUAGGGCCUUGUACUACUAGAGGGGAGGGUUUCUACUAUGAUGCAUUUUACAGUGAUCUGACCUUGAACGAGGAGCACUUUGAACAAAUUCAGUCCCAGGCUGCCAAAGCUGCCUCGGAAAAACAGCCUUUUGAGCGCAUUGAAGUGUCAAGGGACCAGGCACUUGAAAUGUUCUCAGAUAAUAAAUUUAAGGUUGAAAUAAUUAAUGAUUUCACAAAUAAGAAAAGAAAACGUGAAAGAGGCUUACAAUCAUAAAUCACA
Dioscorea cayenensis subsp. rotundata (Guinea yam) is the source of this 890-nucleotide messenger RNA. Its product is annotated as threonine--tRNA ligase, mitochondrial 1-like. Gene Ontology annotation, cellular component: chloroplast; mitochondrion. Gene Ontology annotation, molecular function: threonine-tRNA ligase activity; nucleotide binding. The coding region runs from base 57 to 884 and encodes 275 amino acids. NCBI's taxonomy places the organism in Eukaryota, Viridiplantae, Streptophyta, Magnoliopsida, Dioscoreales, Dioscoreaceae. The record is from RefSeq and is a predicted model, not a curated record. The transcript has 8 exons. Gene Ontology annotation, biological process: threonyl-tRNA aminoacylation.